AUGGAAAGGGUCUAUGCUCACUCCUGUACCCAUGGCAGGUUGGUCAAGCGGAUGCCCAUUUAUUUUUUGCAGGUGAAUAUGAUGCCCCGUGAGAAAUUACUCGGCCUCUGUGACACCUACUUUGAAUCUGCCCCGGCUAAUAUUCGUGCACUUCUGCGUGAUCCCCGAGAUUGGCCAUCAAAGGAGUACCAUUUGAACCAUCUUCGGCCACAGUCACCGGGAGAAUCAGCAGCAGCAACGGAUCCCUCGGCAACUGAGGACAAGGAAGAAGAAGGGGAGCCCACAACGCAAUUAAACCGUAACAACUCCGCUGCAGUUUUGCUGACGGAAGGCACGCUGCCCCAAAUCUGCGAUAAGUUCAGUCCCCCUUCAGAGCUCAGUUACAAAAGUGAAGAGAAACAGGAAGCUCCCAAGAAAAAUAUCCCAAAUCGCCUUUCAUUAGGGUUAUCGCACUUUGGUGGAACGCACUGUGAGGGAUCACUCCCAAAGCAUCUGCUUCAAGAAGAGGAAGUGAGCGGGCAAGCAAAAGACAAGAUCAACUUUCAGCUUGAUCCGAACAGCCAACAUCGGUCUGGUUCAGAAGGCCUAGAGAAUUUUUGCCGCAGAAUAUUCGAAGCUUCUGCUUAUCCAAAAGUACGCUAGUUACUGUCGUAAGUGCAGUACUCCGUACUCCGAAGUUGGUUCUGGAUGGACUAUCCGUAAACCCUAUCCAGAUCUAUUUGAAGUAUUGUGAGAACAUGGGGUAAGUUACUCGCCCCUCCUACCCUGAUGUUAUCGAUGCAAUUUAGAUGAUGCAAACAUAUCAGGCGUGUUGUAGCGUUGAUAUACCUCAAGAAUAAACCUUAUCCUGAUCCCUGUAAUAUUCUGCGCCAGGCUAGAAUAGGUGCUGACAUUUUCCCGCAAAAUUGCCUCAAGUCCCUAAUGGAAGAGAAAGCUUAUCCAUCCUAGGAGAUGAUAAGCAAUGCGAAAGAUUUUGAGUUCCAAAAGGACGGUUCGAUGGUUUAAUCAAUCAGACCGCUUUAAGAGGACGAGAUAAACUACCUCAAGUCCUGCACCAGUGUCUACUGUUUUGGUUCAGCUGUAUAGUGCUAUCAGUAGGUUGGUAGUGCGCGAUCAUUUUCUUUCGAAGCCAUGCUGUUCCUGUGCAACGUAGGCAAAUUAUCCCGAGUAGGUCGUUAAAACCUACACAUAAAUAGCUUCCAGGACCGUUGAUAGCAUCAGUAGAAGGGUUUCAGGACGGUAGUUGGCUGGAUGAAAAAGACUACCUCCCUCCUAAAUUGAAAUAUCAUCCCGCGUUCCCAUACGUCGAGCAUAUAUAUUUUGCCUGAACAGUUUUGAAGGAAUCGACCCAAGGCUCAGCCAAACUCCCUCCUACCGCCGCAACCGACUUUGAGUAAAUGUUAUCGACUUCAGUAAAGCUGUGCUUUUGUACGCAUAACAAAUUUUUCAGUCUAGUUCCUACCGUAAAAAGUAACGGUUACGUUUUGGUGCUGGGAAAACACUUGGCAUAGGGUUAGGUGGCCAAUAAACGCGGCGUAAGGUUGGAGCACGGUGCAAACACAGGGCAUUCGCUACCUCCUUCUUUGUCAGUGUUAGUUCACCCGAUGUGUGAAGAGAAUGAAUUCCUCGCUUCACCUUACGUAGCCUGCAUACAUGUUGAGACAGAAGUUUGUGUUGAAACAACACACUUUGACAGAUUCUGCUGAGAUGCUG
Molecule: messenger RNA, 1713 nt
Organism: Dicrocoelium dendriticum
Lineage: Eukaryota; Metazoa; Platyhelminthes; Trematoda; Plagiorchiida; Dicrocoeliidae
Source: the annotation of a GenBank genome assembly